Messenger RNA from Arachis duranensis, 483 nucleotides. Its product is annotated as blue copper protein 1a. NCBI's taxonomy places the organism in Eukaryota, Viridiplantae, Streptophyta, Magnoliopsida, Fabales, Fabaceae. Gene Ontology annotation, molecular function: electron transfer activity. The record is from RefSeq and is a predicted model, not a curated record. The transcript is spliced from 2 exons. The coding region runs from base 1 to 483 and encodes 160 amino acids. Gene Ontology annotation, cellular component: plasma membrane.
AUGGCUGCUGCUUUUGUUGGUCGAGUAGCAUUCUUUGCCAUUUCCAUGGUUUUGCUUUCAUCAUUUGCUACUGCAACUGACUUCGUUGUUGGUGAUAAUGACGGAUGGAAACUUGAUUAUAAUUACACAAAAUGGGCCCAAGAUAAAGUUUUCCAUGUUGGUGAUGUCCUUGUGUUCAAAUACAACAAUGACAGCCACAAUGUGCUGAAAGUGAAUGCAACAUCUUUCAAGGACUGUGUUACCUCUGAUCCACUGGAAACAUUCCGAAGCGGCCAUGAUUGGAUCUCCCUUCAAAGCCCGGGAAAGAAGUGGUACAUCUGCGGCAUUGCAGGCCAUUGUGCUGACCACCAAAUGAAGCUUGUCAUCAACGUCCUUGCCGACGGCCCCGCCCCCGCUCCUACUUCUUCUUCUCACUCUCUUGUCUCCUCUCUUGCCGUGAUGGUCGCAGCGGCCAUGAUUGCCGUUGCGGCCAUCUUCGCCUAG